Molecule: messenger RNA, 257 nt
Organism: Ambispora leptoticha
Lineage: Eukaryota; Fungi; Glomeromycota; Glomeromycetes; Archaeosporales; Ambisporaceae
Source: the annotation of a GenBank genome assembly
AUGGCAAAAAUGAUCCUUUACGACUUCAUAGAGAGUAGAUGUGCAGCAGCAUCAAAAUACAUGAUGGAUACACAAUUAGAAAAACUCACUAAGGAAGUGUCAGUUAGUACACCAAAUGAUAUAGAAUAUAUAGCAAAAAGUUUAACAAUAAAAGAUUUAGACAAGAUCACAAACUCGGAACUAAUCACAUAUGGAAGAUUAUGUACAGCAUUAAGUGAAGCUGAAUGCAGAAGAAUAGAAGAAGGCCAAAUAGAAAA